This is a messenger RNA of Ustilaginoidea virens, 2331 nucleotides long. RefSeq lists its product as uncharacterized. Bases 1 to 2331 code for a protein of 776 amino acids. The record is from RefSeq and is a predicted model, not a curated record. The transcript is spliced from 4 exons. Gene Ontology annotation, cellular component: endosome. Gene Ontology annotation, biological process: protein targeting to vacuole; retrograde transport, endosome to Golgi. Gene Ontology annotation, molecular function: phosphatidylinositol-3-phosphate binding. Lineage: Eukaryota; Fungi; Ascomycota; Sordariomycetes; Hypocreales; Clavicipitaceae.
AUGUCGCUCUUCGGCACCUCCCCCCCCGAGGAACACGAGCCCUCACCAGGCCGAUUCCGCGGCGGCGGCGGCUUGUUCGACGACUCGCCCUCCCACAGGGCCUCGUCCAGCAGCCUGUUUGACGACGGCAGCGCCAGCCGGCCCGACGGCUCCUCGUCGACGCCGUGGGACCUGCCGACCCCGAGGAAGCAGCAGAGCCGCGCCGAGCUGCUCCGCAACCUGCUGCCCGCGUCCGACGCGCCCGACAGCUACGCCGGCAUUUUCGACGCCGUCGUCGGCGCCUCUGGCCGCGCGUCCGCCGACCACGUUGCCGGCUUGUUUGCCAGCGCUCGUCUGGGGCCCGAGGCCCAGGCGCGCAUCGUGUCGCUCGUCGCGCCUGGGGAUGCGGCGGACGUGUCGCUGGACCGCAACGAGUUCAACGUGCUGCUGGCGCUGGUGGCGUUGGCGCAGGAGGGCGACAUCAUAAGCCUUGACAGCGUGGAUGAACGACGACAAAACAUCCCUCAGCCCAAGCUUCCGGGCCUCACCGCCGAGCCAGUGCUGCCGCCCGUUGCCGAGCUCGCAGCCAAACCGCCGCAAACGCCCGGCAUUGGCCAAGUCCAAGCCGACCUUCAGGCACAGCAGCAUCAGCAGCAUCAGCAGCAUCAGCAGGCGCUCAACCCUCCGUCGCCGUUGGCGUUGCCGUCGCCGUCGCCGCCUGCCCAGCUGCUACGGCCGGUCAUGGACGAUCCCGAAGACGACCCUUGGAACACCCCCGACGUUCACAAAGGCCACGACCAUUCCAAGCUCAACGGACACCACAAGAGCCAUGCUGCCCUGGUCCAUGGGCAGAGCAGCUUUGACGCGUCGCCCUCCACCCGCAUCGCAGAUCAAAGCCUGAGCCAGUACAUUUCCGCGAGCCGCGUUCCAUCCUCGGCUCCUGGCGGCCGAUCAGGCAACGGCGGACACGGCGAGUGGGCGGGCUACUUUCCAGCCGCCGCCAAUGCUUCAACAGACAACAGCAACAACAACAACGACGACACCAUCAACAACAACAACAACAGCAGUAUCAUCAACACGGGAGCGUUCAACGGCCACCCGCGCAACGCCGCGCCCGUCUCGGCAAACCCGUUUGGCGGAGACGGCGGCAGUGGUCCUCCCGCAACAGCAGCGAUUCGACCGACGAGCGGGCGCACCGGCUCCAGCGUGGAGGAGAACGUCGUCGUGACGCUGAUGCCCGGCAAGGAGGGCAUAUUCAUGUUCCAGCACCACAACUACGAGGUCGCGAGUCAACGGCGGGGAAGCAAAGUCAUCCGCCGCUACAGCGACUUUGUCUGGCUGCUCGACUGCUUGCACAAGAGAUAUCCUUUCCGGGCGCUCCCCCUGCUGCCGCCCAAGCGGGUCGCCGUCAACGGCAACCACUUUUCCAACGACGGGUCGUUUAUAGAGAAGAGGCGGCGAGGCCUGGCCAGGUUCCUGAACGCCCUGGUGCGGCAUCCGAUCCUGAGUCAGGAGCAGCUGGUGGUCAUGUUUCUCACUGUUCCCACGGAACUCUCGGUAUGGCGAAAGCAGGCCACCAUCUCGGUGCAGGACGAGCUGGCCGACAAGGUCCUGCCUCCAGGCCUCGAGGCCUCGCUGCCCCCAACCCUCGAGGAUCUCUUCGCGCGGACGCGGGCCGGCGUCCGCCGCUCGGCCGAGCUCUACAUCAACAUCUGCAACGUCAUGGACCGCCUGGUCAAGCGGACGGGCGGGGUGGCUGCCGACCACGCCCGCAUCGCCAUGUCGCUCACGUCCCUGACGGAGAGCUCCGCCGACACGUACGCCACCGACACGAACGAGGUGCCGCUGCUCAACGACGGCCUGGCCGCCAUGAGCAAGCACCUCCGGACGUACCAGAACCUGCUGGAGGACGAGAGCCGCGGGUGGGACGAGGGGGUCCUGGAGGACCUCAAGCGCCAGCGGGACUCGCUGGUCAGCGUCCGCGAGCUGUUUGACCGCCGGGAGAAGCUCGACAGGGACAACAUUCCGUACCUGGAGAGGAGGAUACAGGCCAACGAGACCAAGCUGGCCGGCCUGCGGUCCAAGCCGGAGGGCAUGGUGAAGCCUGGCGAGAUUGAAAAGGCGGCCGAGGCGAUAAUCAAGGACAAGGAAUCCAUCGUGCAGCAGCACAACCGCUCCGUCUUGGUCAAGGAGUGCCUGCGCGACGAGCUCGUCACCUUGCAGAGCUCGCAGUACCACGUCAGCCGGUGGAACCAGGACUGGGCCGGCGAGCGGGUCAAGUACGCCGAGAUGCUGGCGGACAAUUGGCGCCGGCUGCUAGACGAGCUGGAGGGCAUGCCGCUGGGCGACUGA